AUAUCUGAGUGCAGAGGCAGAGAUCAGAGAGACUAUAGUACUUAUUAACAGUCAAUAAACAGACAUGGAGCUUGGGUCGCUGGUGACUGCUGUGAAAAGUAAGAGGGUGCUGAUUGGUGACCAUGUCCGUCCAGCCGUCAUAAAAAUAAAGAAUGGAAAAAUACACCAAAUACUCAGUAUAAGUAAUUUUACUGAGGAUGUCGGCUGUGAGGUUUGGGAUGUGGGCGACAGCCUGGUGAUGCCAGGCAUCGUAGAUUGCCACGUUCAUGUGAAUGAACCAGGCCGGACGUCCUGGGAGGGAUUCUGGACGGCUACCAGAGCUGCUGCUGCGGGAGGAGUGACCACAAUUGUGGACAUGCCCUUAAACAGCAUCCCUCCAACCACAACACUUGGAAACUUUCAGGAGAAGCUGAAGGAAGCGACAGGGAAGUGUUUUGUGGACACAGCUUUCUGGGGGGGUGUUAUCCCUGGAAAUCAGACAGAACUUCGGCCCAUGAUCAAGGCUGGAGUGGCCGGAUUCAAGUGCUUCCUCAUCCAUAGUGGUGUUGACGAGUUCCCUCAUGUGGCUGACAGCGACCUGCACGCAGCCAUGAAGCAGCUGGAGGGCACCGGGAGUGUCCUGCUGUUUCACGCAGAGAGGGAUGUUCAGGGAGCCACGGUGGAGACGGGAGACCCCUGCCAGUACUCCACUUUCCUGCAGUCCAGACCAGACAUCAUGGAGGUGGAGGCGAUCCGCACUGUUACACAACUCUGUCUGCAGUACAGGGUGCGAUGUCAUAUCGUCCACUUGUCCUCUUCACAACCGUUGAAACUCAUCGAGGAGGCCCGGGCGGCCGGAGCCCCCCUGACGGUGGAGACCACCCACCAUUACCUCAGCCUGUGUGCAGACAACAUACCUGCAGGGGCAACGCAGUUCAAAUGCUGCCCCCCCAUCAGAGACUCCUUUAACCGGGAGCAGUUGUGGUCGGCGCUGAAAGCUGGACAGAUUGACAUGGUGGUAUCUGAUCACUCCCCAUGCACACCGGAUCUGAAGAAACUGGACAGUGGUGACUUCACGCAGGCCUGGGGAGGGAUUUCAUCCUUACAGUUUGGGUUGCCUCUCUUUUGGAGUUCAGCCAGCAGGAGAGGUUUUCAGUUGCCGGAUGUUGUGAGGCUCCUCAGCCGCAACACAGCGCAACUCUGUAGUCUUGGCAACCGGAAAGGAAGCCUGGCCCCCGGCUUUGAUGCCGACCUGGUCGUAUGGGACCCAGAAAGAGAGUUUGAGAUUGAAGAAGCAGGCAUACACCACAAGAACAAGGUGACUCCGUACCUGGGCCUGGAGCUGCAGGGACUGGUGCGCGCCACCGUCCUGAGAGGCCGGCUGGUGUACCGGGAUGGCAGCUUCUGCCCUGAGCCUCUGGGGACGUGUCUCCUCAUUCCUCAGAGGACACGUUAAGCACAACUCUGAAGCAUAAGAACAAGCACUAACAAUAAACACGUUUCAGCCAUU
Messenger RNA from Cololabis saira (Pacific saury), 1489 nucleotides. Its product is annotated as Allantoinase, mitochondrial. Gene Ontology annotation, molecular function: cobalt ion binding; allantoinase activity; zinc ion binding. Gene Ontology annotation, biological process: allantoin catabolic process; purine nucleobase catabolic process. Bases 65 to 1435 code for a protein of 456 amino acids. The transcript has 11 exons. Lineage: Eukaryota; Metazoa; Chordata; Actinopteri; Beloniformes; Belonidae. Gene Ontology annotation, cellular component: cytoplasm. The record is from RefSeq and is a predicted model, not a curated record.